AUGCAGGCCAGAAGAUCUGCCAGUCCAAUUUCAGUCCAUUCACCCCGCUCCUCUAAAUCACGUGUAAGCACAAAAUCUCCUUUAAGUGCAAGAGAUUUUAGGGAAAAGAAAACGGCUUUUUCCAAGGGCUUACCUGGCGCUGAUCUUAAAGAAAUAGAGAGAAGUUUAACUAAUGAGCUGCAAACGGUUACGUUACGGCCGGAAUAUAGCAAGCAAGACCGUUUUAUGGUGCACAAACAUGCCUUUGAUCAACUGAUAGAGAGCAAAGCUGUUGUCUACAAGUCUCUUUUGUCAGAGAUAAAAGCAGAAUAUGAACAAUUUAUUGAGACAUUAGAAAGAGGUCAAAGUCAAACUAUCUACCUACAGGGAAUGUUAAAAGCUCUGCUGUCAGAGAAAGCAAACGUACGAAACUUCGCUUUAAGAGGAGAUGAGUUGGAAGAUAAAGUUGAAAAGCUCCAACAACACAACAAAAAGCUUAGGCUAAAGCUUCAUGCCCUUAGAGCAGAGAGGGCAAGGAGGUUGGCUUCAGCAGAGAGUAAAUCGAUGCAUUCAGUAGCGAAAGAGAUGCGUCUUUUAAUUCCUGGACUAUCACUUCAGGACCUAACUGAUUUAACAACUUUAAGGAAGACGCUCAUUAGAUUAGAAGCUCAAGUUAAGGAACUCAAGGAAGCGACCAAAACAAAGUUUGUAGACAAAGGGCAGAAACAGGUCUUAAAGCAACAGCUAGUGAAAAAGGAAAAUGCUCGAGGAGAAGUGUUCACUUAUCAUGAGAAACUACAAGAAAGAUGUGGGACUCUGAAGGUAGCUGUUGAGGUAAGAAAAAUUUGUGUUAACCAUUUAUUUAAACCCUAA
Messenger RNA from Porites evermanni, 852 nucleotides. Lineage: Eukaryota; Metazoa; Cnidaria; Anthozoa; Scleractinia; Poritidae. The record is from the annotation of a GenBank genome assembly.